Messenger RNA from Arabidopsis arenosa, 476 nucleotides. The record is from the annotation of a GenBank genome assembly. NCBI's taxonomy places the organism in Eukaryota, Viridiplantae, Streptophyta, Magnoliopsida, Brassicales, Brassicaceae.
AACCAAAUAGCUUCUUCUUCUUCUUUCUCUAACUUAGAGAGAAUGAAGGGUUCUUGCGCAAAACCAGUGUUGUUCACUUGUGCAAUCUUUCUCAUUCUCAUUGUUGCUCAAGAAAACAGAGUCGCUGCAUUAGAGCCAUGUGAUCCUAUGAAGUUGAGCCCAUGCUUGGACACCAUAACGAAAGGGUCUGAGCCAUCGGAACUGUGUUGCACCAAGGUGAAGGAGCAACAGCACUGUGUCUGCCAGUACUUGAAGAACCCUAACUUCAAAUCUUUCCUUGACUCACCAAAUGCCAAAAAGAUUGCCACUGAUUGUCAUUGUCCGUAUCCCAAAUGCUAGUCUCAGUAUUUCGUUCUCAUUUUUCCAAGUUGUGUUUCUUGCUUUCAAGAUCCAAGAAAGGUGUCCCUUUUGAUGGUUUUUCUACUACAAGUUUCUUAGUCUUGAGUUUUUGGCUUUAAUUAAUUAUGUGUUUAUCA